AUGGAUUUACAAACCCUGAACGAAACCUCUGUGUUCUUGGAGUGUGUGGAAGCGCAGGGCGCAGCGUCAAAUGGAACGCCGAACUCCAGCCUGGAACUCACAAACAUCACCACCUGUGGAAACGCUUACGUGGUCCUCAAACCGCAACAUGUCAAACAGAAAGAGGUGGACUCGCUGCGUAUCCUCCUCUACUCGGUAAUCUUCCUCCUCAGUGUGUUUGGCAACCUGCUAAUCAUUGUGGUCCUGACGGUCAACAAGCGCAUGAGGACGGUCACCAACUCCUUCCUGCUGUCCCUGGCGGUCAGCGACCUGAUGAUGGCCAUCUUCUGCAUGCCCUUCACCCUCAUCCCCAACCUCCUGGAGGACUUCAUCUUCGGGCCCGCCAUGUGCAAGAUAGUGGUUUACCUCAUGGGUGUUUCCGUGAGUAUCUCCACCUUCAGCCUGGUUGCCAUAGCAAUUGAGCGCUACAGCGCCAUCUGCAACCCGCUAAAGUCACGGGCGUGGCAGACCCGUUCCCAUGCCUACCGGGUGAUUACUGCCACCUGGCUGCUGUCCUUCAUGAUCAUGAGCCCCUACCCGGUGUUCAGCCACCUGGUCCAUGUCCCCCUGAAGGACAACAUCACCAUCGCACGCAUGUGUCGCCAUAUCUGGCCCCACAGGGAGGUGGAGCAGACCUGGAACAUGAUGUUGCUGCUUACGCUCUUUAUUGUUCCGGGUGUUGUGAUGAUCGUAGCCUAUGGACUUAUCUCCAGAGAGCUGUACCGGGGAAUCCAGUUUGAGCUGGGUCAGAAGACAUCAUCCCCCGGUCUAAAGAAUGGCCUGACCGGCACCGUGUCUUGCGGCAGCGACGACGGCGAUGGUUGCUACGUCCAGGUCUCCAAGCGUCCACACUCCAUGAAGAUGUCCACUCUGACAUCAUCUACGGCGAGCACAUCCAAAGUGGAGCAUGCCCGCAGCAACACCUCAGAGGCCAAGCUCCUAGCCAAGAAGCGUGUGAUCCGGAUGCUGGUGGUGAUCGUGGCUCUGUUCUUCCUGUGCUGGAUGCCACUCUACUGCGCCAACACCUGGAAGGCUUUCCACUCAGCCUCUGCCCGCCGUGCCCUCUCUGGUGCACCCAUCUCCUUCAUCCACCUACUGUCCUACACCUCGGCCUGCGUUAACCCCAUCAUCUACUGCUUCAUGAACACUCGUUUCCGCAAGUCGCUGCUUGCCACCUUCGCCUGCUGCUGUCGUCCGCCCUGCCGACGCCAAGGGCUGCGGGAUGGAGAGGAGGACGCAAUGGCUUUGGGGGUGUCCAUGUCCAAGUUUAGUUACACCACAGUCAGCACUAUGGGGCGUGCUGAGGGAGGGACCACUGACUGA
Salvelinus namaycush (lake trout) is the source of this 1362-nucleotide messenger RNA. Its product is annotated as cholecystokinin receptor-like. Gene Ontology annotation, biological process: neuropeptide signaling pathway. The transcript is spliced from 5 exons. Gene Ontology annotation, cellular component: membrane. NCBI's taxonomy places the organism in Eukaryota, Metazoa, Chordata, Actinopteri, Salmoniformes, Salmonidae. Gene Ontology annotation, molecular function: gastrin receptor activity; neuropeptide receptor activity. The coding region runs from base 1 to 1362 and encodes 453 amino acids. The record is from RefSeq and is a predicted model, not a curated record.